This is a messenger RNA of Ilex paraguariensis (yerba mate), 318 nucleotides long. NCBI's taxonomy places the organism in Eukaryota, Viridiplantae, Streptophyta, Magnoliopsida, Aquifoliales, Aquifoliaceae. The record is from the annotation of a GenBank genome assembly.
CUUGGGCAGCUUAGAGUGACACCUCGGGUUCUAGUUGGUCACAGCUUUGGGGGGAAAGUGGCCUUGAGCAUGGUGGAACAAGCUGCAAAGCCACUUGCGCGACCUGUUAGAGUUUGGGUUUUAGAUGCUACUCCUGGAAAAGUUCGAGCUGGUGGAGACGGAGAUGAUCAUCCCGCUGAACUGAUAUCUUUUCUAGCUAAAUUACCAAAGGAGAUCUCUUCAAAACGGGAUGUUGUUAAUGCUCUUGUUCAGGAAGGGUUUUCGGUGGAUGUAGCGCAGGUAUAUCUCCAACACUUUGAAUUACAUGCUUCUACUUGA